Cynocephalus volans (Philippine flying lemur) is the source of this 531-nucleotide messenger RNA. It is a transcript of the gene NDUFAF8, whose product is annotated as NADH:ubiquinone oxidoreductase complex assembly factor 8. The coding region runs from base 67 to 291 and encodes 74 amino acids. Lineage: Eukaryota; Metazoa; Chordata; Mammalia; Dermoptera; Cynocephalidae. The record is from RefSeq and is a predicted model, not a curated record. The transcript is spliced from 3 exons. Gene Ontology annotation, cellular component: mitochondrion. Gene Ontology annotation, biological process: mitochondrial respiratory chain complex I assembly.
CUGUUGGGCGCCGGAAGAGAACGGGCCUAAGAUGGUGGCGCCUACGGGUGCCCGGAAGAGCCGCUCAUGUCAGCGAACGGAGCGGUGUGGGGGCGCGUGCGAAGCCGCCUCCGCGCCUUCCCCGAGCGCCUGGCAGCUUGCGGGGCCGAGGCCUCUGCGUACGGCAGGUGCGUGCAGGCCUCCACGGCCCCGGGCGGCCGCCUGUGCAAGGAUCUCUGCGCGCGGGAGUUCGAGGCGCUGCGGAGCUGCUUCGCCGCCGCGGCCAAGACGACCCUGAAGGGAGGCUUUUAGGAAGGACCUGAGCUCCGGUCUUCACUCCCAUCUGCUGCCUCAUGUUGGUUCCAACACAAAGCACACCAGGCUCUCAGGGCUGAGAGGAAGUAGGACGGUGAUGCUCUAGGGUGUCAGAACCUGUGUUUCUUAGCAGGUCAAGUGUGAGCAGGGCAGGAAUUUGUUUUCCAGCCUGCUGUUCCUAAGGAUCUCAGUUAGAACAAGAUGUAAGGAACUGGCAAUAAAGACUGUCAGAUCAUG